This is a messenger RNA of Arabidopsis lyrata subsp. lyrata, 1514 nucleotides long. RefSeq names its product E3 ubiquitin-protein ligase SPL1. The transcript has 9 exons. Lineage: Eukaryota; Viridiplantae; Streptophyta; Magnoliopsida; Brassicales; Brassicaceae. Gene Ontology annotation, biological process: organelle organization; protein ubiquitination. The record is from RefSeq and is a predicted model, not a curated record. The coding region runs from base 707 to 1327 and encodes 206 amino acids. Gene Ontology annotation, molecular function: ubiquitin-protein transferase activity.
AUACUAGAUUUGGGUUUAUUUCGUCAAUGAGAAAGAAUAUUGGAUGUGUUUUUGCUAUUUUAGAAAAGUUCAGGACUAGAAAAACAAAUAAAAAAUAAGUGAGAGGGGGUUUAUUAUGUUUCUUCCCGCUUGGUUUCCUCUUGGCUCCGUCGGCAAAGCAUCCGACUAAUUCCCUUUUAUCUUCGAGAGCUUAAAAUUUGAUCGAUUUCUGCUUUCUCUGAAAAGAAGCAAAGAACAGGGGAAGAAGAUGAUACAUUUAGGUGGAUUGACAUGUUGCGUAAGCGGCGGCGUUCUUUAUCUUCUCAGUAUGAUACCAGGCAGCUUUUUUGAGAUGCUCAAUUCAGUCACUAGGGUUCACCAGAUCAAGGAUUUGGAGAAUUUGCUACAAGUAGAGGGCAAGAUCAUCGCAGUCUCAGGAACCGUAUGGAUUUGGAUUUCCAUAUCUAGAGAGAAACCUUCUUCUCUCGUUUCACUGGUUUUGGCUUUUGGGUAUAUCUUCAGGCACAACAACUUUUCUUGAAACGUAAUUGGUUGUUUUCAUGGGUUGAAGAUAGUAAAUGGAUGCUUCCACAGGCUAAGGAAGUCCCGUGGUAUCUGGACGAUGGGACAGGUCGUGUGAACGUAGUGGGAGCUGAAAAUGCAAUAAUAGCCUUCGCAUUGAUUUGAAGGGUCAAAGCCGUCAUCUGAUUGUCUCAACGGCCUCGUGAUGCUUGGAGUAAGACGCACUGAGCAUGUCCUCCCAAUUGGUACACCGGUUACAGUUGUUGGUGAGGUAUGUCUUUUAUCUAUCACCGGUACCAAAAUACGUUUUACAUCUCAUUUCUGUUGUUACUUACCAUGUCAACAGGCUGUUAAAGACGGUAUCCGGGGUUUCAGGAUUCAAAAACCCGAGAAGGGACUUUUCUUUGUCUCACCUGUACCGCUCGAUAAGAUCAUCUCUCCGAUGGGAAAGUGGUUAAGGAGGUUCAAAUAUGUCUACGUAGGUUUAACUGUUGUUGGUGUGAUUCUGAUUUCAAAGCCUGUGAUUGAGUAUAUUCUAGAGAGAAGGCGGGGGCGAUUGUUACGGAAAAGAGUUGCUGAUGCAGCUGCUAAGAGAGCCAAAUUAGUAGCUAGAGGAUUGGAAACUCAACAUGAGAACAGCUUAGAUAGUACAAGCAGAGAUAGAGAUGUACUUGAUCUCUGUGUGAUCUGCCUUGAGCAGAAGUAUGACGCAACUUUUGUAAAGUGUGGUCAUAUGUGCUGCUGCUUAACAUGCUCCUUGCACGUGAAGACCUGUCCUAUUUGCCGGAGACCAAUAGAACAUGUUUUGAAGAUUGACCGCCGUUGAAACAGCUCUCUCACCUUUGGCCUACUAUACCUUCUGGUCUACUAAAGCCAUUAUCCAUAGAAACAAUCGUUGAGUCUUGUCUGUAAAGUCUUGUAUACGACUUUGAUUAGAACCAUUUUUACAUUGGAAGACCGUGACUAUAAGAAGGAAGCAAAAGCUAAUGGAAAGUGUGACCUUAUUACCUAAA